AUGUCUACUGGGUGGAAUAAUGGUCGUGCUAUGGGAAAGUCUCACAAGUCAUGGUUGUUUACGAUAGUUGCUACUUCUAUCGACUACAGCUGGCGCUCUUACAAAGAAUGGAUACCACCUUCAUGGGAAGGGAAAUCACGAACGUGCCAGAACUGGCUGGAAAUCAGGAAGGCAGAAGUGAAGGAAGAGAAGCUCUGGAGAAUACAUGACAGCCUUUACGAUUUUACCGAUUUCAUCAAACUCCAUCCAGGGGGAUCCUUUUGGUUGGAAGUGACAAAGGGUACCGAUAUAACUGAAGCUUUUGAAAGCCAUCAUAUCAAUGAGGGACCGAGAAACAUUUUACCGAAAUACUUCGUGAAGGCAGCAUCGACUAAACGAAAUGCGCCAUUUACAUUCAAAGAAGAUGGAUUUUAUAUGACGCUCAGGAAGAGGGUCAGGGAGAAAUUGAAGAGCAAAUCCAUCAAACCCGGACCAAGCAGAAAGGACUGGAGAAUAUCGCAUGCAAUGUCCCACCAUCUUUAUCCCAAUUCUCUUCAUGAUUUAGAAAUAACUAUGGUUGAACCAUGGUUCCAAUAUCUUCCAAGGCCGGACAAACCAUUUACAGCUAGAUUUUUAUCUCUUAUCUACUUCCCUCUGGCAUAUGCAGUCAUCUUCUAUGGAGAGGGUUUUUCAAGGCUAAUGCUUCAUCCUGAUGGGUUGAAAGAGUUGAUUCCUUUAGCUAUACCAGCUUCCAUGUUACUUUCUGGAGUUCCUUUAAUACAUGCUUUAAUAUGGUGGAACAUUAUUGUUAUAAGCGCCAGCUUUACUUUUGCUUUCCUUGGACUAAAUGCAGCACACCAUCACCCAAACAUCCACCAUGAUGGAGAUGAACCAAGGGAAGAUAAAGACUGGGGGCUUUAUCAGUUAGAUACUGUUAAGGACAGAGUAGAAAUCAAAGGAAUAUUUUUUUUCGUUUUGGUGAUGUUCGGAGAUCACACACUUCAUCAUUUGUUCCCAACUAUUGACCAUGCUUAUUUAGACGAUCUGUAUCCCGAACUAGAAAAAACAUACGAAGAUUUUGGAAUUAACCAUAAGAUGACAACAAUGUCAGACCUCAUCAUUGGACAGUUCAAACAACUGGGACGGAUCACAGGAAACAAGAGAUCUAAAGGUUAGAUAAGCUGAAUGCUGAAGGAAAUUUAAUAUAUCAUUCAAAUUAUUAUGUUAUCUGGAGAAUAAGUAUAUAUGUGAUAAUUAGUUAUGUACCUUUGUAACUAAAAUAAGAUCUGCAUUGACUGAUGUCUUAGAAAUUAAAGUUAAACUGAUAAUGUAACGGUUUUAAUAAAUUGUAAAUAAAGAAUUAAGGAAAACAUUUGGUUUAGAAAAAAAUUCAACUGGUUGUAAUAAAUAUGUUUCCCAAAAUC
This is a messenger RNA of Nezara viridula (southern green stink bug), 1403 nucleotides long. NCBI's taxonomy places the organism in Eukaryota, Metazoa, Arthropoda, Insecta, Hemiptera, Pentatomidae. The record is from the annotation of a GenBank genome assembly.